UCAAAAGGCCUUGUCUUACGGAUUGCUGGAAGUUUGGCAAGGACGUUUGGCAACGCGAACUCGCUGACUCACAGAUGAAGGCAGCCGCGAUUUGGAGGAAUUUAGAAGGUCUCCCAUUUCGAAGCUGUUUAGAAUUAAACUGGAAAAUCUCGUUUGGCGGUGUGAAUCGAAUGUGUCCAUCUUUUCUCACUUUGAUUUGAGGUGUUUUUUUUUUUGUAUUGCUUUUCCUCUGUCGAAAAUUAACUUUUAUUGUGGGUGAGUGUACUGCAAAGGUAUCGCUGCAUGGAAUAUCUUUUGACCACUUCACGCUGUUUUUUUAUCUAAGGAAUUCUCUGACGCAUUUUCUGGGUGUCCAAGCGGCCGAGUGAGUCAUUCGGAACGUUCUUAUUUUUCUAAUACUGGAUCUAGACGGAGAUUGGGACUAUACAUGUCGAACAAUUCAAAAUUUCGCAUCCUCCAGAAUGUCUGGGGGCGUGGAAGUUCAACUUCCAAGCAACACCAUCCUAUCCGACCACCAUCACAAUCGCCGGCGACCACAGAUGCUCUAUCUACCUACCUCUCGUGCCCCGAACCGGCGCCGCCCUAGCAAAACCAGCCACCCACCUCUACAGCUGGUUUCUCCUUCUGAACUGGACAAUGCCCUGAGAAAGGGCUCAACUUCACCUUUGGUUCUAGAUUGUCGUCCGACCUUUGCCUUUGGCCGCGGCCAUGUGAACGGGGCGGUUUCACUGCGCUGUUCGGACCGCAUCAGCAGGAGGAGGCUGCAGAUGGGGCGGCUGGGGCUCUGCGAUCUUAUCUCCGACCAGGAUGCCAAAGAGAGGUUGCAGACCUGCAGAGGAGAAGAGGUGGUUGUUUACGACGAUGGGACGUCCGAGGCUGACCAAGUGACCGAGGACCAUCCUCUGUCACCUGUUAUAGCAUCCAUCAGAGAACUUGGAGCCAGGCCUGUGCUACUGAAAGGCGGAUGGAGAGAAUUUUCCAGAAGUCAGAGUGAUUCCUGUCUGUCCCUCCCUUCACCUGGAGAAGAAUGCCCGUCUCCCAAGGAGCUCGUCUCUGAAAUGGAUAGCCUGUCGGCCACCCCUAUUCUCCCCUUCCUAUACGUGGGCAAUGCUAAAGACGCCGAAGACACGAGCGGUCUGAAAGAACUGGGCAUCGAGUACGUCCUCAACGUCACCAGUCACGUCCCGGGCUACUGCGAAGAUCAAGAAUUCACGUUCCUCAGACUGCCGGCAACAGACUCCUACCAGCAAAACAUUAAGCAGUAUUUCGGCAAGGCCUUUGCAUUUAUUGACGAGGCUCGCAAACGGAACAGUGCCGUCUUAGUCCACUGCCAAGCCGGUAUCUCUCGUUCCGCCACCAUCGCCAUCGGCUACCUCAUGUAUAAAGACAACCUGUCCUCCAUGGAGGCCUACGAGAUGGUGAAGAGCAAGAGACCCAUCAUUUCGCCCAACCUGCAUUUCAUGGGCCAGCUCUGGGAAUUGGAACAGGUGCUGAGGAAUAAUCAGGACUGCAGCAUCAGCUGAGAGGCUUCAUUCGCCACGGUAGUCUUCGCGCGUGCGAAGGUUGCUCGCUGGACUUUUCCUGCUGGUUUCAAAAAUAAAUCUUUGACUUGGUUCUGAAAUGGUCUUGUGAUCCCACUGGGAAUCAACAAAGCGCUCUUCGUUGCAUUUAUUGCUGGAUGGAGACAUUUCUUUGAAUGUCUUGCAUCCAACAAAUUUUAAAAAAUAACUGAAUUAAAUUUGAAAAGCUGGGAGUCUUUUUAUCUUUACCAAGAUAAUUGAAGAGUUUUUAUGUACAUGAAAUUUUUAGCAAACGACACUCUAAUGUAACAUUAAAAAAUGACUCUGUAAUUGUUCUAGUUAGCUAUUGAUGUAAUUAUAU
Messenger RNA from Argiope bruennichi, 1881 nucleotides. Its product is annotated as dual specificity protein phosphatase 10-like. Gene Ontology annotation, cellular component: cytoplasm; cytosol. Gene Ontology annotation, molecular function: protein tyrosine/threonine phosphatase activity; MAP kinase tyrosine/serine/threonine phosphatase activity. The record is from RefSeq and is a predicted model, not a curated record. NCBI's taxonomy places the organism in Eukaryota, Metazoa, Arthropoda, Arachnida, Araneae, Araneidae. Gene Ontology annotation, biological process: negative regulation of MAPK cascade; protein dephosphorylation. The transcript has 4 exons. Bases 462 to 1523 code for a protein of 353 amino acids.